Messenger RNA from Anneissia japonica, 9184 nucleotides. RefSeq names its product phospholipid-transporting ATPase ABCA1-like. The record is from RefSeq and is a predicted model, not a curated record. NCBI's taxonomy places the organism in Eukaryota, Metazoa, Echinodermata, Crinoidea, Comatulida, Comatulidae. Gene Ontology annotation, biological process: transmembrane transport; lipid transport. Gene Ontology annotation, molecular function: ABC-type transporter activity; lipid carrier activity; ATP binding. Gene Ontology annotation, cellular component: intracellular membrane-bounded organelle; membrane. The transcript is spliced from 50 exons. Bases 365 to 8203 code for a protein of 2612 amino acids.
AAACAUAGCAAAAGCAAACAGAAUGUUGUGCAAGAGUGAUGAAAACGGAGUUGUGUGACGACGAUCAAUAUUGUGGUUUCCUUGAUUCAUUCUCUGUUAAGAUGUACAGGGACUAAACGAAAUUAAUUAUCAGGAAGUUUUUCAAAAUGUUGCCAAAACAUUUUUGAAGAAGCAGUAUAUUUAGGGCAUAAGAAUUAUUAAACAGGCUGAAGAGUGUCUGAGGGAUUUAGCCUCCUGCUGAAACAUUGUUAACACGUAGACACAAAUUACGUCAGUGAGACUAAAGUCACAGCCUUCAAGUGAAAGUUGAACUUUGGAGAAGUAAAAGUCAGUGAGGGAGUAUCUCUGUGUACGCAUUUGAAGAAUGGGUUUUGCUAGCCAGCUCUACCUUCUAACAUGGAAGAAUUGGGUUCAUCGCAAAAGAAAAAAGGUUAGGCUACUGGUAGAACUCUGUUGGCCUCUUUUCAUUUUUAUCAUCAUUGUACUUGUCAGGAGAUCUGAACCACCUGAAUAUAAAGAAGAAUGCCAUUUCUACAGUCGGGCUUUGUUUUCGGCUGGCUGGUUGCCUACUCUGCAGUCCUUUGUCUGUGAUAGUCAACAUCAGUGUCACAGUAAUACAACACCUGGUGAAAAUGCUGGAAGCAUUAAUGACUUUCAAAGUUCAGGGUUAAAUAAAAUCCUCUGGGAUGUUGAACAAAUAUUUUCAAAUUCGACUGUAAUUGAAGAAGGAAGUAAGCUGUGGAUACAGGUUUCAGAUAUUGCCAAUCGUCUGGACCAAGACCAGUGGCAAGAGUUACCCUCAUCUUUGCCGCAAGACAAGUCAUUGGCUGAUUAUUUGGAAAACCCAACUGAAGUAAAGAACUUAAUGACUGAUGAAUUGAACCUAACGCCUGAUGUAGCUGAUGCACUGUUGAAUGCUCCUAUUACCCCUCAGCAGAUAUUUGAGUUGUUUGAAGGAGAUGAAUAUAAAAGUAUAGCCUGUAAUGCUACAGCGCUGAAGGCUGUACUAGAUAUAUCGGAUCCAGCUCUUCUUGAUAAGACAAAAAGGGAACUCUGUGAUCUUACCACCGAUGACUGGAAUAAACUCGGGGAAGAUAUUGUUCGAAACAUUGACUGGACUCAGCUUCUUGCAGGGACUGAUACAUUAGAUCCAACUUCUCUUGAAAAUCUGGACCCAUCAUCAUAUGCAGAUCUCGAUCCAAAGAAAUUAGAAGAACUCACCACACAACUUCAAAAUGCUGGAUUAACAGCUGUCGAAAAUUUUCCAUUAAGCAGUGUGAUUAACAAUCCAAACCAGUUGCAAACAUUCCUGACCCAGAAUAUCUCACUGUCUGAUGGAGCCACUAAUGCCUUACUACAGUCAUCGACUUCCGUUAAAGAAUUACAACUCCUUUCUGAAGGCAGUGCGAUGAGACCUAUUGUGUGCAAUACGACAACGCUGCGUGAAUAUGUGGACGUUGCGGAUCCCAGUUCGCUGCAAACACUCAGCGAUUCAUUGUGCAAUUUGACAGAUGCUCAAUUGGACGAGUUGUCCCAGGCAGUCAGCAAGCAGGUUAAUGUAACUACCUUCCUGAAACUUUUCAAUGUUACUGAUACAGAAUCAGCUAUGAAUCUUUUUGUUGAACUCUCAGACGUGGCUAAAGAGAUUCAAGAUCUCCAAAGUAUUGAAGUGUAUAUCCAGGAUAUUCAAACGCAGCUGGGUAACACAGACAUGCAAGCGCUUGUAUGUGGUUUAAGUACAGAUAAUGAUCUGUUAGCAGGCCAGGUUGAUGGACAACACGAAGGAGGGUUAGAUGGUGGGGAGACUAGAGUAUCGAGUAGCACUCCAUCCAUGAAAGAUAGUUGCAGUUUGGGAACAUUCAACUUCACAGGAGCCUUGGAAACCUAUGACGGAUGUCCAUUAGAUCUGAUGGAAGAUUCUGACGACCCUUGUGUUGUUGUACUGAUGCGGAUGUUGAAACCUCUUCUCCAAGGUGCAAUCUUGUAUACACCAAACAAUGAAGCUACAAAUAUAAUCAUUGAAAAGGCCAAGGCGCCCUUUGACACCUUGUGGAUGGUGAAUGACCUUGCAGAGCGAUGGUUGGCUUACUCGCCUAGGUUACGACAACUUAUAAGCCCUGAUGGCCAAUUAGGUCAGCUUGAGAAAACUUUGCAGAACCCAGUCGUAAGGGCUGCCUUAGAAGAAGCGUACGAAGCUGCAGCAAAUCAAUCAGACGUUGACUUCUCAAAGACAAUAGAUAUAGUGGAAUCCAUCAAUACUACUGAGUGGCUGCAAGUUCUUGAUGCAUUGGACAAUGUUGCAAACAUCACAAUUAAGAUGCUCAAGUGCAUCAAGAUUGACCGUUUCUUGGGUAUGGAGUCAGAGGAGACAAUGUUGGAGGAGGCAUCAAAGCUACUCACCAAUGAAACAUUCUGGGCAGGUGUUGUGUUUAUAGACAUGGAAGGUGCUGGUAGCACAAUUCCAGGGCAUGUGAAGUACAAAAUACGAAUGGAUUCCGAUAGAGUUGAAAAAACAAGAUACCUCACUGAUAGGUACUGGUCACCUGGGCCGAGAGGGGGAGUUAGCUUUGACCUAAAAUACAUUCAAAGUGGAUUUGUGUAUGUACAGGACAUGAUUGAACAAGGUAUCAUUAAAGCAUCUACCGGUGUUGAGAAAGCGGGUGCAGGCAUCUAUGUGCAACAGUUUCCUUAUCCAUGCUAUAUCGAUGAUUUGUUUGUGUUUGAAUUGUCUGGCGCCCUCCCAUUGUGGAUGACCAUUUCCUGGGUUUAUUCUGUCGCCAUGAUCAUUAAAAGCAUUGUAUAUGAGAAGGAGAAACGUCUGAAAGAAGUAAUGAAAGUGAUGGGCCUCAGUAACGGGGUGCAUUGGGUGGCUUGGAUGAUCAAUAGCUUCACAGUCAUGUUCCUCAGUUCAAUCCUCCUUAUUAUUGUUAUCAAGCAAGGCGACCUCCUGAUAUACAGUGACCCCUUUGUGCUCCUGUUUUUCUUCUCAUCAUUCAGUAUCUCCACAAUUGCCCUCUGCUUUCUGAUAAGUGUUUUUUUCUCACGUGCCAACUUAGCAGCUGCAUGUGGUGCGGUGUUUUACUUCGCUACGUAUGUGCCGUACACCAUGGUAUACUCAUGGGAUGAGUAUAUGUCAACUGGAGCGAAGUUUACUGUCUCUUUGUGCAAUACGAUUGCCUUUGGUUACGGGACAACCUACUUGUCACUGUAUGAGAUCCAAGGAACUGGUGUCCAGUGGUCCAACAUCGCUAAAAGCCCAGUAACAGGUGAUAAUGGGUUUGGCUUCCUGCAGUCUAUCAUCAUGAUGUGGGUAGAUACUGUCAUUUACUUAAUCCUUGUGUGGUAUAUUGAAGCUGUGUUUCCAGGCCAGUAUGGGAUGCCUCGAGAUUGGUAUUUUCCUUUCACAAAAUCUUAUUGGUUUGGAAAAAGUGCAAAUAUAGACAAUAGUGAUGCAUGUGAACUUGGAAGAAUAUCUGAUGACGACCCUACCAUAUUUGAACGUGACCCGGAACAUCUAAAAUUGGGAGUGUCUAUCCGCAAUCUUGUUAAAGUCUACAAGCUCGGAAAAAAAACUGCAGUUGAUGGGUUGAAUCUGAAUUUCUAUGAAGACCAGAUCACCUCUUUUCUUGGACAUAAUGGCGCUGGAAAAACCACCACAAUGUCUAUACUGACAGGACUUUUUCCUCCAACAUCUGGAUCAGCGUAUAUCUACGGCAAGGAUGUUCGUAAAGAAAUUGACGAGAUUCGACGAAGUCUUGGCACUUGCCCUCAGCAUAAUGUCCUGUUUGAUGAUAUGUCCGUCAUAGAGCAUCUGUGGUUCUACGCCCGUCUGAAAGGUGCAUCUGAUAAAGACGUCCUCAUUGAAAUGGAACAAAUACUUGAAGACAUCGGGUUGCCACACAAACGACAUGAGCUCUCCAAGAAUCUCUCGGGUGGUAUGAAGCGCAAGCUAUCUAUUGCUAUGGCUUUCGUUGCUGGAUCUCGAACUGUAGUCUUAGAUGAACCAACUGCUGGUGUUGACCCUUAUGCACGUAGGGAGAUUUGGGAUCUUUUGAGCAAGUAUCGAAAAGGCCGAACCAUCAUCAUGUCCACCCAUCACAUGGAUGAGGCUGAUAUUCUGGGGGAUCGUAUUGCGAUCAUCUCUCAGGGUAAACUCUGCUGCUGCGGAACAUCGUUGUUCCUGAAGAGUCGAUUCGGACAGGGUUACUACUUGGUGCUUGCCAAACGGGUCGGUAAAGGCAACCCAAAGAUAGCCGACUUGGAGAUGAAAGUCAAAGGGGUAAUGGAUAUUCCCGCCUUAAAUGACAUCACACUGAAUCUUGAAGAUCUUGAUAAAGAUGAAGGUGUAGGCUCUGAAACAGCGUCAGAAUCUGCAACUGAAUAUCCAGUUAAUCUUGAAGGAGCUACUGGGGCUUGUGGGGGUACUGACAUAACAGAUCAUGGCCAUUGCUCGGAGGUAGAACUAACAAAAUUCAUUCAGCGCCACAUCCCAGAUGCAAAGGUCAAUGAGACCUUUGGUACAGAAGUCUCUUACAUCCUGCCAACAUUGGCAGCCAAAGGAGGUGCCUUUGAAGCUCUUUUCAAAGAUCUGGAAAAUAAUUUAGAUCUUCUACACAUCAACAGCUAUGGUAUCUCAGACACAACUCUAGAAGAGGUAUUCUUGAGUGUAGCUGAAGAGACAGGAGUAGACUCAGCUGAAGGGGAGAUCUUGACUGACAGUGGCCGUCUACCGCGUCCCUUCCUUGGUCGUGGCAGCUUACGUAGACGAAGCUAUCGUAUGCCCAAUUUGAGUUGCUCCGAUGAUCAGCAGACUUUGUUAGAUGAUGAUGAGUGUGAUAAUGUCCACCUCGAGGCUCUCAAUCGUGAAGAACAAGAAGAGGAUGUGUUUCCUUCAAUAGCGGAAACAGAAAAAACAUCAACAACACCAACUACACCGUCUGAAGUAGACAUUCUCGAUGAAGGUGCAGUGUCGUUCGGUUCUAGGAAGCAACACAGGACAAAUAUACAACAGACUCCAACUGCAGAUAACAUUCCCUAUAAUACCAAGUCAGCACCCCUAAGCCUGCACAGCACGGAUGCUUUACCCCUUACCAACGGUGGAGGGGACAGGAAAAGAAAGGUUGAUGCAGUGGGAGAUACAACAAUCCGACCAGUUCAUAAACGAUCAGCCUCCAAGGUUUCGUUCCAGUUAGAUGAUGGCGACAGUCCAUCUGAAGAGGCCACUGAUUAUAUGUCGUUGUCAACUCAGGAAAAUAUUUUGGGGGAGGAACGUAGGGUCAAGGGAAUCAACCUUAUUCGUCGACAGUUCUGGGCACUUUUCAUCAAACGUUUCCAUCACGCCAGGAGGAGUAAGAAAGGCGUGUUUGCGCAGGUGAUCCUUCCGGUGGCUUUUGUUUGUAUAUCGAUGCUGUUUGCCAUCAUCAUCCCGCCACUGUCACAACCAAGGUCACUAGCCCUGGUUCCAUGGAACUACGACCCCAAUAAUGUUUUCUACAGUAACGAUGCACCAUCAAACUUGUUUGCCGCUGAAAUGGAAGAUAACCUUGUCAACUAUCCUGGCAUUGGAACCAGGUGUAUGGAUGGUAACCCUGUACCAGAUAAACCAUGUGACCCUGAAAAUGCCACCAUGUGGACAAGACUUGGCCAAUCAGUGGACACCUCUCAGUCCUGUAGUUGUGAAACCGGUUAUCAGGUGUGCCCCUCUGGUGCUGAAGGCCCAGAGCCUCCACACCGCGUCACUGAAUCCACUGACACUCUUUAUAACCUUACUGGGAGGAACAUCAGUGACUAUCUUGUAAAGACAAUGGAAGACUUUAUAUUACAGAGGUUUGGUGGCUUUAGUUUCUUAGAAGUUGCCGAUUUUUCAAAUUUGACCAGGAAUAUUAGCAAUGAAAUUAUUGCAAACUUAUCUGGGACAAAUUUGGAGGAGCAAUUCCCAGAAGCUGAUCCUGAUCUCAUACCUUCUGUUGAUACAAUAAAAGAAAUCUACGAAGUGUUGCAAGACCUAACAGAACGAUACAAUUCAAAGGUUUGGUGGAAUAACAACGGCUGGCAUGCUUUACCUACGUACAUAAGUGUGAUGAAUAACAUGUUGUACCGAGCCAAUGUGAAUUCAUCUCAGCUUAGUUCAUAUGGAAUCACUGCUUACAACCACCCACUCAACUAUACACAAGUACAGCUGAAUGAAAAAGCUUUGCUUCGUAGCUCGAUUGAAGUUGCAGUAGCAACAUUUGUUGUGUUUGCAAUGGCGUUUAUUCCAUCCAGUUUCAUUGUGUUCUUGAUUGGUGAGAGGACAAGUAAAGCCAAGCACCUUCAGAUGGUCAGCGGGAUCAAUCCCACCAUCUACUGGGUAGCCAACUUCUGUUGGGAUCUGGUGAACUAUAUUAUACCAGCUUGUCUUGUGAUCUGUGUAUUCCUCAUCUUUCAACAAGACUCAUAUGUUGGACCCCAUAAUCUACCAUGCCUUAUUUUGCUUCUAAUAUUAUAUGGUUGGGCUAUCACUCCACUCAUGUACCCUGCCACCUUCGUCUUCAGUGUUCCAAGUACUGCUUACGUUGCUCUGGCUUCUGCUAAUAUUGUCAUCGGUAUCGUCACGAUGUCCGCCACAUUCAUCCUAGAAUUUUUAUCGGAGGAUGAGCACCUAACAAAUGUAAACAACAUGCUCAAGAUAUUGUUCCUAGUGUUUCCACAAUAUUGUCUUGGAAGAGGGUUAAUCGACAUGGCAACAAACCAACUCUAUGCAGAUACAUUCUCAAAAUAUACUGGUUUUUAUGAGUUUAGCAGCCCACUUAACUGGGAGAAAGUUGGUCGCAAUCUAUUUGCAUUGUUACUUGAAGGUUUCAUCUUCUUUGCACUCACCCUACUCAUACAAUACAAGUUUUUUGUCAGACCAAGACACAUUGAGCCUCCAAAGAAUAUAAGAGAGGAACCAGAGGAUGAGGAUGUUGCAAGAGAAAGGCAGAGGGUCCUCUCUGGUAGAGCUUCUACUGAUCUCAUGAGGCUGGAGAACCUCACUAAGGUGUAUCGUACAUCAAGAGGUCUGAACCUUGCUGUUGAUGGUAUAACCUUCGGAAUUCCAAAAGGAGAGUGUUUUGGUUUGCUGGGUGUGAAUGGAGCAGGAAAGACUACAACCUUCAAAAUGCUAACAGGGGACACCAACGUAACAUGUGGUACUGCAUAUGUCAAUUCCUAUAGCAUACUAACUGAUAUGGUCAAAGUAAAUCAAAAUAUGGGAUACUGCCCCCAGUUUGAUGCACUGGACUCAUUGCUCACUGGCAGGGAGCAUUUGGAAUUCUAUGCAAGGUUACGUGGUGUUCCUGAAGAAGAUAUUAAGAAGGAGGCAGAGAAUGGAAUCAAGAGACUGGGUCUUGUACAGUAUGCAGACAGAUCAGCUGGAAGCUACAGCGGUGGCAACAAACGCAAGCUCUCCACAGCAAUUGCCCUGAUAGGCAACCCUGCCAUUGUGUUCUUGGAUGAGCCGACGACUGGCAUGGACCCAAAAGCACGCCGUUUUCUAUGGAACUGCAUCACAAGCAUGGUAAAGGAAGGGCGUUCUGUUAUCCUGACAUCUCAUAGUAUGGAGGAGUGCGAGGCAUUGUGUACCCGUAUAGCUAUCAUGGUCAAUGGUAGAUUUAAAUGCUUGGGAAACAUACAACAUCUCAAGAACAAAUUUGGAGAUGGUUACACAAUUACCAUACGAGUAGGUGGACACCAGCCUCAACUAAGGCCAGUGAUUGACUUCAUGAGUCAUACAUUUCCACAUGCCAACCUCAAGGAAUACCAUCACAACAUGAUGGAGUUCCAGAUCCCCUCACCAAAGACGUUCCUCUCAAAACUCUUUGGCCAACUCGAAGCGUACAAGCAACGACUGAACAUAGAAGAUUACUCUGUUAGUCAAACAACUCUGGACCAGGUGUUCAUAUCAUUUGCUAAGCAACAGAAGACAGGAGAUGAAUUAGCAUUUAAUGAAGAUGAUACAGCAGACGAUCCUGUUUCUAAUCAAAUUCAGCUUACCUCAGGUGGUGUACGAUUCCAUAAUAGACAGGUAUCUGUGGAGGAGAAUUACGGUGGAUAUUCCAACCCCAUAUACAGCCGUGCUGUACCUGAAGCAGCAACAACUGCUGAGGCACCUCGUAACCAGCAUGGCUUCAGUAACCCAAUGUUCCAUGUUGCCAAUGCAUCCAGUAACUCAUCUCAGUGUUAGUAUACACAGCCUGGAAUAAAUAGUACAACGAUCGUGUGAGAGGCUCAAAUACUUCAGGGAAUGACAAAGUCUUCUUUCUAAAUUGUGGAGGGAAGAGUAUACAUGAGUAAUUUUUGAGAUUGAGACCUUUUUAUAGAAAAUCUUUCAUUUUUUAUGUUUUUGAUAUGGUAAGAAUGAGAAGUGGAGCAACAGGGUAUCUUUUGUGAGAUUUUUCAAACAAUAUAGAAUGCAGUGUGUCUUAAGACAUGGCUUUGUAAAUUUUGAUAUGACAGUGUUAGGCUUGGCUUUGUUUAUUUUUGUUUAUCAUUUGAAACCUGUGCAGGUUUAUGCCUUAGACAGUGCAAUUACAUACUAGUUUGUGCACAUUAUAUUUAGUUUAGAGAUUAAAGAUAAUUUUAUGGAGGUUGAACAAUUUUAUUGGUAAAUAUAUCUAGGAAAUGUGUGCUUAAUACUUAAAAUAUGCAAACCUUUUUAGUGAAAAUUUUAUAAUCUUAAUAAAUUUUAAACAAAUUAUGUUUUUUUUAUAUAUAUAUAUAUAUAAAUUUGGGGAAACACUCCUAAAUUCUUCAUAUUUAGGCUUCAGCAUAAAUAAAAAAUACAUUAAAAUUAUAGGUAGGAGACAUUGUUUGAAUGCCUACUAGAUGACUUGUUCAACGUAGUGUUAUAAAACACCAAAGUAUUUCCAAUGGGGUCCAGAAUCCAGAAUUGUUACACUAUACUAUACAAAAUAUAUACAGAUGUGAUCCAAAUAUAUCAGUGGGUGUAAUAAAAUAUAUAGUAUUAUAAUUUAGGACAUUUUCAAACAUAGGGGAAAAGGUUGCCAAGAGGUGAAAGAAAAGAUUACAACAAAAUAGGCCAACAUGUUUUGAUUUGCUUUGGUGAGAGUUACAGAUUAUAAAUAUUGGGGAACUGUAAAUUUAGUCACUCAAUCUCUUGUAAUACUAGCGGUUUUUACCUGAAAUAAACAUGUAAAGCAUUGAA